AACAUGCUUGCUUGUGCGGCGCACGCAGGCUCUCAACCUUUUUCUCAACCACCACCCCGACGAUGAAGGUUGUCGCAGUCGUCUGCGCCGCCCUCGCGUGCGCCUCCUCCGUGCACGCCCAAUACUUCUCCGAGGGGUGGAAGCCCGGCCAGCCCGCCGUGUCCCCAACGCAAGACGGGGCCGCGCCGGCAUUCACGCCUGGGGCAGCCUCACCGGGGACGACGGGCAGUGGGGGCUUCGACCUCAGCAAGCUCUUCACGAGCGGACCCGUAGGCUCGCUGCUCGCCAAGGCUGGUGUGAACCUGUCUGCGGCCAUGAACACGUCUGUAGACCUCUGGGACAUGAGGAUUCCACUCAUCCACGACGACAACUACGACGAGCUCAUCGUGCACGAGCCGCUCACGCCCGAAGAGGAAUUAAACCGAACGUGGUUCCUCGUGAUAUCGACGACAGCCGGCGGACAGCACCAGGGUGGUAUCUCCAAGCUGGUAGACAAUCAGUUCGACGUGGCGUACAACGAGACAAUCAUCGCCGAUGACCUUCCAGAUGUCCGGUGGGGGCGCAUCGACUACAUGAAUGUGACAUACCUCACCACUAAGUGGAAUGUUUGGCGAGGCCCUUGGCUUGUCGUAGCGCGCGAUCGCGGCCAGACGCUACGCUUCUACAAGGGUAACAGCGUCCGACUGAACUCAACCAUCAUUCGCAACUUCCUGAAGGAAGAGCUCUGGCAGCACCAGGAGCCGUGGAACUCGGCCUUCGCGCCUGGCGGCAGUCGAGAAAUAGUCAUGCACUAUUGGGCAUUCGCCCAGCGCACUGUCUACGAUUACACCGUGCGCAUUCCGAAGUUCCUGCUCAUGAUCAUUGCCGGCGGGCUCGGUAGCGUCGUUAUGCGUCUUCUACACCGCCCGCCGUCCGAGCAGCCCAAGCCUGCCACGAAGCCCACCGCGAAGUCUCGGCCAGCUGCCGUCCCUGGAGCACCAGCACCUGCAGCGACUAGCACGACGCCAGCAAGCAGUCCAAAGAAGACGCCGUCGAAGAAGAAAGGUGGCAGGAAGUAGCAGACCGGUGUAGCUUACUGUUUAUACGUUCCCUGAAUCGGCUAGGGCCUGCAAGGAUCUCGGAUAAGCGAAGUCCAGAGAGAAAGUUGUGGUUAUGCAUAUCGCUGUGACAUUGAGCGGCGAGCGGUGUGGUGCGCAUUAAAACGAGUAUUCUAGGCUAUCGACAACGACAGUUAUGUUCCAGUUGAGGAUAGCUAUCUGCCUACUCCUUCCAAGGAUAAUCAAACUUGGGCUGGUCCUUCCGCCUCCAGAGCUUCUUCUUCUUCUUGGUAGGCACAUGCUCGGCAAAGACAUCGACACAGUACUUUGCCUUAAACUCGCGGAUGAAGCGCGGAUCCCAGAGAUCGCUCGCGAUACCAAGGUCCUUGCAGCAGCGCAUUAGUGCGUUGCUCUUCGCAGCCUCUGUUGCGGUCGGGAUGCCGUUUUGGUCAAAAUAUUCUUGCUCGCCGCGCGCAACCGCAACUAGCCGGCCGAGACACACGAGCGCAAACUCUCUACUAACGAUCUUCGGUCCUACAUUCGUCUCGCUGCGCGGUGCGAGCCCCCAGCCUCCUGGUCCAAACGCUUUGUUAAGUACUCGGCGGUACUUGAUCUCGGGGAGGUAUAGAAGGCCGUCGGGUUUAACCUCCACAUCCAACGGGUCAAUGGGAGCAAGCAGCACAUCGGCCGCCUCCUUCGGGAAUGGCGCUGCCGACAACCCAUGGUAGCUUUUAGACCAGUCCGUGCCUGGCAUCUCAGGAAGCGGCGCCGUGCCAUUGCCGUUUGCUGAAGCGAACGGGUCGAUCCCGCCCUCAGAGACUGGCGUCGCUGUAGACGACGACGACGACGACGACGAGGGGGUGCCCUCAGCGAGGCCAGCGAGGUCAUCAAGCGCUUCAGCCUCAGUCGCGGUGCUAGCGUACGCGGCGGGCGGCGUGGUACGCAACACUCGAGGCUUCACCGCUGCCGCUGGUGCCGUCGUCGUUGUGCGCGGCGGCCACGAGGCGGUAGUCACCGUUCGGACUGUCGAGCGUGCCGCCAAUGUCGUGUGCAGUCUCGCGGAGGCGAGACUGCGUUGAACGAGGCGGUAUGCCAUGCUGGAGUCGGACGUGC
Phanerochaete carnosa HHB-10118-sp is the source of this 2150-nucleotide messenger RNA. RefSeq lists its product as uncharacterized. The record is from RefSeq and is a predicted model, not a curated record. NCBI's taxonomy places the organism in Eukaryota, Fungi, Basidiomycota, Agaricomycetes, Polyporales, Phanerochaetaceae. Gene Ontology annotation, molecular function: hormone activity. Gene Ontology annotation, biological process: multicellular organism development. The transcript is spliced from 7 exons. Bases 63 to 1058 code for a protein of 331 amino acids. Gene Ontology annotation, cellular component: extracellular region.